AUGUCACGUUUAAAUGAUAAAUCUGAUUGGAUGGGUGAAUCAAAUGUAUUAAAUCUUACAAUUAAGGAGAUUUGUUUGGCUGGUUCUCAUAACUGUUUUAGUUAUAAUACUAAAACCCAAAUCAAAGCAGCAGAACCUUAUGACUCAUUUCCCAUUAUAAUGAAUGGAUUUGUUAAGGACUGGUCAGAGACACAAACACUCACUAUCCUCCAACAAUUACAAGAAGGGGUUCGAUAUUUUGAUUUAAGAAUUCAAAAAUUUAAAGAUGAUAUUUAUACUGUACAUGGUUUGUACUGUGAUUUAUUUGUUGUAAUAUUAACACAACUGAGUGAAUUUAUUUGGUACCACAAGAAAGAAGUCAUAAUUCUUGAUAUUAAUCAUAUCUAUAAUAUGAACAAAGAGGAUAAUGAAAAAAUUUUAGAAAUAAUAAGUUGUUUAUUCAAUGGAAUUAGUGUAGAAUGUAAUCCAGAUAAUCUUAACAUUCCGCUUGAAGUUUUAGUUACUAAUAAUAAACGAGUUUUUAUAUUUUACGAUUAUCCAAAAGAAGUUAAAGGAUUUCCAUAUAUCUGGAAUCAAGAUUUCAUUCAUUCCUAUUGGCCAGACAGACCAACAUUCCAAGAGGUUAGUCAAAGAAUUUUAAUAGAUGGAAUAAAUUGGAUUAAUAAGAGAAGAACUGGAAUUACCAUUCUUCAAAUCAUACUAACCCCUACUAACAAAAGUAUUAAAUCAUGUUAUUUGUCUAUUUCUCAUUCAAAAUCAUUGAAAGGGGUUUCAUAUAAAGUUAAAGAAAACUUUUUUCAAUUUCUUCAUUGUAAAGAACUCGAAUCAUUUCCAAUUAAUGUUUUAUUACUAGAUUUUAUACAGAUUAAUGAUCCAUUUAUACAAUUAUGUAUUGAACGAUCAAUUAAAGCAUCUGAUGAGAAAAGAGGACAUUAA
Molecule: messenger RNA, 936 nt
Organism: Entamoeba dispar SAW760
Lineage: Eukaryota; Evosea; Mastigamoebida; Endamoebidae
Product: phosphatidylinositol-specific phospholipase C X domain-containing protein, putative
Exons: 1
Coding region: 1-936 (311 amino acids)
Biological process (GO): lipid metabolic process
Molecular function (GO): phosphoric diester hydrolase activity
Source: RefSeq, a predicted model, not a curated record